AUGAACGCAGGUGGCACCUCGCAGCUGCGGUGCAUUUUGCUGGUGCUGGUGGCGGUGAGCUCGGCAUGGCAAACCCUGGCAGCUGGCACGUGUGACAGCAAUGCGCUACUGCAAUGCGCUGUUCCCACGGCGUGUGAGGACCUGGACACCUUCCUGGCCUGCGCCACAGCAAUCAACUGCCAGUCGGACCCGGCAGUGUCACAGGUGAUUGCAGACCUGCGGGAAUGCUUCAGCACUGCCGGCGGCGACAACGGAAAUGGAGCGCCGCAGAUGUGGACCGCAAACGGCACGCUGUACCUGCAGGCUGGCAACGACAUUGUGUUCCAGACCAAAACGGCAAGCAGCAACAACAAUGACCAUCCCGUGAGCGUUACGGACAUCAAGGGCGUUUUGUCAACACUGCCAACGCUGGCUUCGAAGGAUGACGUGCAGCGCGUGAACGACACCGUGAGCGACGUGGAGGGCGCGCUGCGCACCGAAAUCUCCACCACCAGCGAGGUGGUGACGGAUGCGCUUGUGCCGCGAUUCAGCUCCAUGGAGGCCGCCAUUGCCCGCUCUUUCGCUGCCAUCAACGCGUCUCUCGCCGCCACGUGGUCGUCCCUGGAUGGCGUCAACGCCAGCCUCACAGACAGCAUCCAGGAUGUGCAGCGGCAUGUGAGCCGAGCCGCCGCGGAGGCCAGCAUGGCCACCGGCGAGCUGAGCCAGGAGGUAUCCACGCUCUUCGAGGGCGUGAAUGGCGUUGUGGGCGAGCUUGCAGGCAAGGUUGUGGAUUUGGAGGACACGACCCGCCAAGCAAACGACCAUAUCUCAACGCUGCUCUCAAACCAAGAAGUGUUUGAGGCUUUCCGCCAGGCUGCCAGCCGUGGCUUGUCUGCCGAUGCGCCUGCCACCACAUGUCAGGAGGUCACAUCGCGCAGUGAUGGUGUCUUCUAUUUCCAGAGUUCGACGGGCGGCACCUUCGAGGCAUUUUGCGAUCUGACACGAGACGGUGGCAACUGGGCGAAAGUGCUGCAGUACCCUGGCCAAGACUUUUCGGGAUGGAAAAGUGGCUCUGACGGUUCUGUGGGCAACAUUGCUGUUGGAGACCUCGUGUCGUCCUUCAGCAAGCUCUCAGACGCACAAAUCAACAGCCUCAAGUCCUCAAGCUCCGAAUUUCGCGUGUGGAAAUUCGAAACCGCCUGCACGAACAACAACCUGUACAUUGUGACCGGCACAAGCUACGAUGACGCGCGCCUUGACCUCGGCCUCGCAAGGGAUGGUGUGAAUGUGUACUGUGUUGCUCGCACAUUGGAGGAAUGCGAUGACAAGUGGAACAACGGGGAGCUGCGUCGUUACAACGGCAACGGCGACUUUUUCGCCUUUGACACCUACUACACCAACAACAACGACGAAUCUUGCAACCGCUUCUUUAUUGGCCACGUGGAUCCUAGCAACCCAUACACGUGCUACCCGAGUACAACCAAUGCUCGCUGCGUGAGCGCCGGUUCUUCGUGCCAGUGCGGUAGCGGAUCGUCAUACUCGCCACACAAAGAUCCAUUCCCUGCAAUGUGA
This is a messenger RNA of Salpingoeca rosetta, 1551 nucleotides long. RefSeq lists its product as uncharacterized. Lineage: Eukaryota; Choanoflagellata; Craspedida; Salpingoecidae. Bases 1 to 1551 code for a protein of 516 amino acids. The transcript has 7 exons. The record is from RefSeq and is a predicted model, not a curated record.